AUGUCGUACUGCUGGGGAGCCGGCUCCUGGGGGCAGCUGGGGCUGGGCGAGGCGGCAGCCGCCGGGCCGGUGCGCUGCCGCCCGGGGCCCGAGCCCAGCGGGGGCUGGACCCUGCUGGAAGCGGCUUGCGGGGAGCACCACACGCUCCUGCUGCGGCCGGACGGCACCGUCUGCUCCUGCGGGGCCAACGCCCGCGGGCAGCUAGGCAGGAAGCUCCGCCCGGGGCAGCGGGGCAGCUAUACGCCAGAACAAAUUCAGGCUUUAGAAGCACAGAUUAUUGUUCAUGUGAGCUGUGGAAAAGAACACUCGCUGGCUGUUUGCAACAGAGGAAAGGUCUUCUCCUGGGGAGCUGGGUCUGAAGGCCAGCUGGGCACAGGAGAAUUUAAGGAACAAAGUUUAAUUCCAAAGAAAAUAGAUGGUCUCUCUGCUCUCAGAAUAAUACAAGUCACCUGUGGACACUUCCACUCAGUUGCACUGGCACAAGAUGGCAGAGUCUUUUCAUGGGGACAGAACACCCAUGGCCAGCUGGGCCUGGGACAAGAAAUCCCCUCCCAGCAUAGCCCACAGCAUGUCACGUCUCUCAGUGGGAUCCCCGUGGCUCAGGUUGCUGCCGGCGGGGGACACACCUUUGCCCUGUCUCUCUCGGGAGUUGUGUAUGGGUGGGGAAGGAACAACGCACGGCAGCUGGGAUUAAGCCACGCUAACAGAAGAGAGCAAGUCUUCAAACCGUAUGCGGUAGCUGCUCUGACGACUAUUGGCGUGGUCUAUAUCAGCUGUGGAGAUGAGCAUACUGCAGUGCUCACCCAGCAGGAUGGCAGUGUGUUCACAUUUGGAGAUGACAGUGCUGGACAGCUGGGACAUCACUCUUCAACCCAGAUACCUGGUCCUCAAAAGGUCGAAUGGCUAGAUGGUCCAGUUUCCCAUUUGGCAUGUGGAAGCUAUCACACCCUGGUCUACAUGUCUACUCCUGGGCAGGUUAUAUCUUUUGGACGUGGUCCCCAAAGACACAUUGAAAAUGGAACAGGGGAGCAGGCACAGAACUUUGACAUCAGCAGCCUGGUUUCAGCUAACGAUCUGUCGGGCGUCCAAGUGAAAAUGAUUUUUGCUGGGACAUAUGUCAACUUCGUCAGUACUCUUCAGUCCCAGGAUCUUGAGCAUGCACGUGGGAUCUCUCCCGCAGAUACCCUGCAGAAGAUUAGCAGGCUUGACAGGACAUUGAUAAAUAAAUGGAUGGCAGUGACAGUUGGCACUGAUGAAUUCCAGGAGGCUAAAAGGGAAAUAGCCGUGAUAUUUUCUUCUCCUGCUUGUUUAAAUGCAAGUUUUUUAAAACCCAGUUCUGCUUUGGACGCAAAUUGUAUUGGUGUUGAUCUACAAAAGGCAAGGGACGUAUUUGAUGAGCUAACCAAAAAGGAGUGGAUUGUUAACCAGAUAAAUUACUGUCUGUUGGCCGAUCUGAUUCCUGGUCUUCCACUGCAUUCUCCUCAUCGUGAGGCUUUGUCUAUUUUCCUGCUCCUGCCAGAAUGCUCUGUGAUGUACAAAGAACAAAACUUGGAGCCUUUUGUUUUGCGACUUGCGCAGGCCAUUAAUAGCAUGAGUGACCGUUCCUCAAACAUACUGGAAAAAUGCUGGAUGUCAUUGUCAGCAUCCUUUUUGGACACUGUGGUACAGAUGUUUAAAAAGGCUGUGGUAUCUCAGCUGACGUUUUACACCUCUUCCCUUUACCGGGGCACCAAACCUCUCCUAGAAGUGCUUGAAAAGCUGUACAGGGCAAACAGGAAGGCUAACUACACACUACAGUUAAGCAAUUUUUACAUAGAUGAAAUCUCUGGAACAUUUAUCCUUCCAACCGAUGUAGGGAGGUGGCGCUCAUGGCAAGCUACAGCUAAUUCGUGUCAUGAAGACGACGUUCCCGUCAUAUUCUGCCGUUUCCCUUUUGUCUUUAACUUGGUUUCCAAGACUCAAGUGUUCCACUUUGAUUCAAUUUUCAAGCAAGAGGGUGCGAAGCUAGCAGCCGAAUUCAUACUGAAGCAGAAUGAACUGCUGAGAAAGAGUGAGCUUCCUGAGUUGCCUGUUUUUCCUCUGCAAGUUAAACGCAGCAGCCUGGUUGAAGAUACUUUACGUAAACUAAGUCUGGUGGAGGACAGUGUCCUGAAAAAGCAGUUGUUGGUGCAGUUUGAAGGGGAGUUGGGAGGCCUGGAUGCAGGCGGAGUGAUAUUAGAAUUCUUCCUGUACCUAUUUGAAGAGAUGGUGAAUCCACAAUAUGGGAUGUUCGUGUAUUGUGACCCUGCAUCCCCAAUGUGGUUUCCUACCAGCGUAAGUCAGAAUCUGCUCAAGCCAUUCAGGCUGGAGAAUAAGAGCAAAUCUAACAAAAUGCCAAGGUGCUGCCAGACAGGCAGGCGACAGGCCAACAGCCAACCGCGUUUAGUGUCAGCACCUCUUCAACCAGCAGCGGUAGCAUCCUCCUCUUUGCUGCUGUUCCCAAAACCAAACUGCCACCCCAACUUCUUCAAAAAGCACCCGCAGGAAAUCUGCCAGAUAAACUGCAAAGAGAGCUCCCUAGUGGUCGUAGAGAAAAAUGGGAGCGUUCUCGUCUUUGACAAAGAGGGUGAACACAGAAAACUCCAAUGUGUGAAUUCAGGAAAAGACAGUCGGGUGCAUUCCUUGGACUGUGGAGCAGCUCAUAUACUUAUUCUCUCCUCGGAAGGAAAGCUUAUUUCAGCCACAGCUAAUAAGUCGGAGAUGAGACUACUGAAAGAAUUAAGAGACAAAUACAUUGUCCAGAUCUCAUGUGGGGACCAUCAUUCCAUGGCACUGUCUAAAGGAGGUGAGCUUUUUACCUGGGGACAGAACUCACAUGGUCAGCUUGGAGUGGGGAACCAGAUUGCCUUUACCGACAAACCACAACUGGUACAGGAGCUCAGAGGCAUCCCGCUGGCUCAAAUUGCUACAGGAGGAACUCACAGCCUUGUCCUGUCACUCUCAGGAGCUGUUUACUCAUGGGGGAAGAACGAUUUUGGACAGCUGGGACUUGGAGAUACAGAAAACAAAUAUUACCCUUCAUACAUUAGAGCCCUAGAACAUAAGAAGACUGUGUAUAUCUCGUGUGGUGGAGAGCACACUGCCGUUCUCUCACAGGAUGGGCUGGUGUGUACAUUUGGAGCUGGAGAUUAUGGGCAACUUGGUCACAACUCCACCCAGAAUGAACUGACACCUCGUAUUGUGGCUGAGCUGUUUGGAGCAAGGGUGUCUCAGAUAGCAUGUGGAAGAUGGCACACGCUUGUCUAUGUUCCCUCCUUGGAAAAAGUCUAUUCAUUUGGUUGUGGAGCAGAAGGGCAGCUGGGCAAUGGUGACACAUCUAAUCAGUUGAUACCACUGCCUGUCGAAUUACCUUCAGAUUGGGUGAAUGGUGGAAAAGUCAACCAGGGAAACAGUACCUCCAAAAAGGUGAUUAAAAUUAUUGCGGGAGGAAACCAAAGCAUUGUGCUUUGCUUGAAGAAAAAGAAUCCAUAUGUUACUUUGAACGGAACUGCCACAGCAGAAGACAAAGAGGUGGAUAAAUGGAUUUCUAAUUCGGAUCCUAAACAGUGGGAGAAUAUAAAGAAGACUAUUUGGCUGAUCUUUUCAUCUGAGGCGUGUGUCAAUGGAAGUUUCUUGGACAAAAGUAGAGACAAACAUUUCAGAACCUCCAAAGAAAUCUCAGGCAUGGAUAUGUCAGCAGUGCUUCUUUUUUAUGAGAAGAUGAACAAGAAACCAAGAGUCUUCCAGGAGAUGAUCUCUGCAGUUAAGAAAUUGCUGUCAUCACUGUCUUCCUCUCCCAGCUCACCUGAAGCUCUCAGGCUUUACCUGAUCAUUCCUGUCCUUUUACGGGGGCAGGAUAACAUGUCUGACUGUCUUCUUGAUCGGCUAGCAGCAGCCAUCCUGAGUCUCCAACAAAAAGAUCUGAAAGUUCUUGAAUCCCUGUGGUCAAAUCUAGAAAUAUCCUUUUUCAAGGACCUAGUGAGCAUGUAUCAAAGGGUUUCCAGAAUCAAUUUAUCUCUUUUCAUCAUUCAAGCCAGAAACUCUGAAGAAGUUACCUGUGAACCACACUUGAAUAGGGCUCUGAAAAUGCUGCAGAUUCUUUACCAGGUGAAUUCCAGUGCUGGUUUCAAAAUACAAGAAAACAACUUCUAUAUACCUGAAGUGAAAAGGAUUUGGGGACAGGAUUGGCGUUUGAAUGAAGGACCAACUUAUGAGCAGUGGAUCAAAAAUGAGAUUUCAAAGCGCUUGGAAAUGAGGGCUCUGUUGAAACUGACUGCAUACCCUUGCAUCUUUGACAUGCAAGAUAAGAUUGUGGUUUAUGAAAUUGACCGCCAAAUUCUGUUCGGGUUGUACAACACAAACUCUUUCCUGCCACGAGGUCCAUGGUUUUUAGAGAUCAGAAGAGCACAUCUUGUGGAUGACGUGUGGCAGAAUUUAAGGAGCGCAGCACCUAAAACAUUUGAGAAAUUCUUGCAAGUGCAGUUUGUUGGAGAACAAGGUAUUGAUGUUGGAGGGCUGUCCCAGGAGUUCUUCACUAUCAUUACAAGGGAACUGUGUUGUCCAGAAGCACAGAUAUUCAGAUGUUUUGAGGACUCCAACCUGAUUUGGUUCCCCUCCCAGGUACCAGGAAGCGAAGACACCUUUUUCCUGAUUGGCACUCUGUUUGGAAUGGCACUGUAUAACAUGAAGAUCGCUCCCUUCCAUUUCCCUCUAGCUCUGUACAAAAAGUUGCUGGAUAUUCCACCCACUCUAGAAGAUUUAAAAGAGCUGUCUCCUACAGAAGGGAGGAAUCUUCAAGAAAUCCUGGAUGAAGACUAUGAUGACAUCCUUGAGAACAUGAUGAUUGAUUUCACAAUAAUGAAGAAACAAGGAGGAUCUAUAGUUUCCAUCGAACUUAAAGAAAAUGGUGCAGACAUUCCAAUCACAAAGCAUAACAGGAAAGAAUACGUCGAUGCAUACGUGAAUUAUGUGUUCAAUGAAUCGGUAAAGAAGCCGUUUGAGGAUUUCAGGAGUGGGUUUUUAAGAGGCUGUCCAGCUAAAAAGUGGAAGCUCUUCCUUCCUAUCGAGUUCCUGACUGUUUUCCGUGGACAUACAAAAUAUGACUGGAAGCUGCUGGAAGAGAAUACAAAGUACAAAGAUUAUGAAAAGUCUGAUCAAACCAUCAAGAAUUUUUGGACUGUGUUUCAUGAACUCCCAGAAGAAAAGAAGAAGAAUUUUCUUGCUUUUCUGACAGGAACGGAUCGAAUCCCUGCCGAAGGGAUGAGACAUUUUCAGUUCACUAUUGCAGACUUUGAAAAAGAAAACCCAGACCUUUUCCAUCCUAUUGCCAAUACCUGCUAUCACGUCUUGAUGCUCCCGAGAUACAGCAAUGAAGAGAUCCUUCGGGAAAAGUUUCUGAAUGCCUUAGAGUUUUAUGAAAAAUUUAGCUUAUCAUAAAUUGUGGCCAAGAAGCAAUGUAAAAAACAUUUUUCAGUCUUACUUGGAAUAGUCUUCUAUUGUUAGCUCUUGUGGGAGGAGAAGCCACCAAAUCCUGUUUUUUAUUUAUACUGCACCUUAAAAACAUUCAGAUUCAUUCAUCCAUUGGGAUUGCACUUUAACAAAGGAGGUGAUUCUCAGGCCUGCAAAGUACCUAACAUUGUAGAACAGGUUUGUAAAAAGACACUGAACUAAUUAGCCAAAUGCAACAUUGACUAAACAAAAAUGUAUUAUUGUUAUUGGUUAAAUGACUUUUUUCCCUGCAUAAUCUCUUACAAUGGUUAUAAAAUAUGUGUGUGUAUA
Gopherus flavomarginatus (Mexican gopher tortoise) is the source of this 5796-nucleotide messenger RNA. Its product is annotated as E3 ISG15--protein ligase HERC5-like. The transcript has 41 exons. The record is from RefSeq and is a predicted model, not a curated record. Gene Ontology annotation, molecular function: ubiquitin-protein transferase activity. The coding region runs from base 1 to 5454 and encodes 1817 amino acids. Lineage: Eukaryota; Metazoa; Chordata; Testudines; Testudinidae.